AUGAUGUUGAUUAUUAUUACAGAAAGUUCAAUUGAAUUUUUAUAUGUAACUGUAGGCACCUUUAGGUUAACCGAAGAAGCUCUGAACCGGUAUGGGGCGAUUUCGUGUGCCUAUUAUCCUAUUAUUCGAUCAAAAGAUGACUUUGGGACAACUGAAGGUGAUCGAAUAUCCCCAGUCGAUGAUAAAAUGCCUCUAGUGUCCGAUUUUUUUCGUGUCCAUUGCCAAGGACAACACAAUACUUCGUAUUCGAACGUUCAUAUGGGAAUCAGAUUUGAUCCAACUUUACACCUUAGACGCAUAAAGAACCCGAUAGUGAAAACUCAUCUCGGCUACAAUAUUUUAAUGUUCGGCUUCGAUUCAGUAUCUCGAAUGACUUUCAUGCGAUUCUUGCCGAAAACUUACUCAUUUCUAAUCAAGGAACUAGGUGCUAUUGUUAUGAAAGGAUACAAUAUUGUUGGCGAUGGUACACCAGCAGCAUUGCUUCCCAUUUUGACCGGACAAACUGAACAAGAAUUGCCAGAAUCAAGACGAGGUCGCACAGGAGCUGUAACAGUUGAUAAAUUUCCUUGGAUAUGGAACCAAUUCAAAGAUAAUGGUUAUGUAACUCAAUGGGCUGAAGAUAUGCAGAGUGUUGGUACAUUUCAAUAUCGUCUGAGAGGUUUUCUUGAUCCACCAGUUGAUCAUUUUGGCCGUCCAUUCUACCGAUAA
Rotaria socialis is the source of this 708-nucleotide messenger RNA. The record is from the annotation of a GenBank genome assembly. Lineage: Eukaryota; Metazoa; Rotifera; Eurotatoria; Philodinida; Philodinidae.